CACAAAAUUUACCUGAAUUUCCUGAUUUUUCAUCAAUUUUUUGUACUGUAAAAGCCCAUUUUAGUCCCGUGUUCGUGAAAAACGUGAAAAGUCCCGUUUUUGUGACAAUAAAUGCGUCAAAAGUAGUUGCGAUGGGAGAAUCGACCAAAAAAUGCAUCGAACGAUGGGAAGUUGCGGUGCAAAAAUCAAAUUUAGCCGAUGUGAAGCCCGAAAUUGAACGAUUUAUCAAGAAAAUUGGCGAUAAUGAAGCAGUUUUAUCGAAUUUUACGCGAAAAACCUUUCAGGUGCUCAUCAAACACUUUUCGCUGGAGAACGCCACGGACCUGGUUGAAAUUUUGAAAUAUUUGGCACAAAAUUCGCCGAGUUACGCUUUAUCUUACUUCUUGCCUAUCAUGUUUAAUAAGACUUUGGAGCUGGAUAAAGCUAAAAAUUAUGAACUUGGGCAACAUUUGGCAACAGAAUUCAUCCUGGAUGCGACUCAAAUCACAGAAAUGACCUCCGAUAACAUUGAUUUUGUCAUGACAAUCGUCCAGCAAUGGAUUUUCUUUCAUUUUAAAGGAGGUCUGGGAGCAAAUGAUACCCUAAAAUGCAUCGUAGAAGGUAAUGUGAAGCUUGUACUAAAGUUUGCUGACUCUGAAAAGUAUCUCAAAAUGCUUGAUAAGUUCAUCGGACCAACACCGAAUUGGGGUCCUGCCUUGGCGAGUGUCAAAGGAGGUUCAGUCAUCCUAAAGAACGUCUUAAAACUGAUCCUUUCGCACGAAAUUCGUCUAAACGAAGCCACACAAAAAGCCUUGGUCAAUAAUUCCGUGCCAAAAUUCAUCAUAACUGCUUUAAAUCUCGCGAAAAUCGACGCCGAGGUCUUCAAAUCCUUCGAUUACGAGAUUCUCGAGCUGCUGGAACCAAAAAUCCCAAAAUUACGAGUCAUUAAAUUCAUGAAGGAAUUUUGCAAGUUGAACAUUGAACCGACAAUCAUGAAUUUCAGCUACGUGGCGAACAGUUUGAUGGAAAUUCUGCUGGAAUCAAAGUCGCUAAUUACGACGCCCGUCAUGAUCGAGAGUUGUUUGAUCGUUGCAAAGUGUCUGAAGCCGAUUUUUGAUGCUUUGACGACAGAGUUUGAUGCUGAGGGACUUAUGUACAUGUUCAAGUUUACGAUGAAUCUCAUUAAAGUUCUCAUGUAUUGUGAUAGCGAGACAGAUCGCGGGUAUUGUACCGAGUGCAAAAACACAAAACGACACGUGGCGGAUGCGUUAAUUGGAAUUGCCGUGAAUACGUUUGAGAAUUAUGCGAAGCGAUGGGAAGUGAAUGCGGAAUUGGCGGCAAAUCUUGUGGGAUUGCUGGAUUACAAGCUCAUGACGGCAGAUGGACUGAAAUGUAGUAGUAAGGAGAGGAUGAUUGAACAGACUCUGACGCGGGUUUUUUCGAUGGUGACAUGUGAUCAAAUAUUUGAAAAACCAAUUUACACAAAGUACAAAGUCAAAAUGGCAGAAUUAUUCAAAAAAUACUCAAAAAACCGUACCUUCAAGAAUUUGACACCAAAAUACAUCUUAGCCUUGUACUCGAAAAUUUACAAUUUCACCGAGUUCGAAAAAGAGCACAUACAAGUCUCAUCUUUACAAAUCCUCUUUGAGUCAAACCACUCUGCCAAAAAGUCUCGUACGGAUGUCGUUAUCAAAAGACGUGAAAAUUUACCGGAAUUUGAAAAUCUCAGUGUCUUACAAAUCUUGGAAAAGGCUGUGACGGAAAACGAUUUCAACCUAGAAAUUCCCAAAUUUGAACUUCACGAGAUAAUUUUGCUGGAAAUGGAAGCAAUUUUCAAUUUUUCCCGAAAUUACGCGAGAAAUGUGGAUUUAUUCAACACUUUAUGCGAGCUCAUCAAGGAUCCCGUGAUACAAGGACACGCCUUGUUCCUCUUUGAGUACGAGCAACAUCAGAAAAUUGACGUGAAAUUAAUCGAAAAAAUCGAGACUCAACUGAAAAAGAUCCAACCGAAGACCAUGAAAGCGGAAAUUAUUUUGGGAUUAAUUGCGAUGCGAAAAUACACGAGUUCCUACAAUGCAAGCCGCGAGACGUUAAAAGAUGUGAAAUUUUUCCAGAACAACGGCGUGACCGAAGAAACGCCAAAUAACUUCAAAAUGAUCCAACUUGAGCUCGAAAGACCCUUUUUGAAGUUGCUCCAUGAGGCUUUUGAGCAUUUUCAGAUGGGAUUGAAGAUCGCAGCUCGUGACAAUUACAAACCGUUGGAAGAUUUGUACUCUUGCGUGAAAAUUCGACGAUUUUGCGACACAAUUUCCGUUCAUUACGAGCAACGAGGACUCUUUUAUCAAGCAAUGGAGGCACAAUAUCUCGCCUAUACCAUCGCAAAAGCCAAACAAGAUGACAUCGGACUCGUUUUAAGUCUCACGCAUUUCGUCGAAAACCUCGAACAAUUCAAAAAAUUGUCGAAACGCGAACCAUCGGUGCCAAAAAUGACACAAGAACUCACCGAACUGCUGGAAAAACUCAUGAACUCCAACACGAACAUGGCACUUUACAAACAAGGAUACAUCUAUGCGGCAUAUUUGAGUCUCGCCUCAUACUACAUCGCCGAAGGAAGUUGCUCGAAGGCCAUUGAACUGCUCGAAUUCUUGCAAGAACCACUUCACACGUGCGAAAACAAAAAAUACGAAUCGUAUUUCAAGAUUUUGCGAUUCAAGUUUUACAUGCUGCAUCAGAAAAUGUUGCUCGAGUACCAUCCGCCAUCUUCGGAUUUGUCGUCGAUGGUGUUUUUGUUCCUGAUUUUGCAAGAAGUGAACGACAUGGUCGAGUACAAGGACGAAUUUCAUGUUUACAUGCCAAAUUUGAUGUUCAAAAUGAUCGAAUAUUUGGUGUGGCAUCAAAUUGCGCGGAAUGACACGAAAGUUUUGGAGUCUUAUGUGAUAUUGGUAUUUAAGAUUGCUGUUAAGAAGGGACUUUUCUUGCGAUGUCUUCAAGUUUAUCUCACAUUGACCAACAUGAAUAUGAUUUCUGAAAAUUUGGGAGAAGUUGAGACUCACCUUUCCCGCAUGGAUCAAAUGCUCGGCAAUGAGCCAACCCGCAUCUCGAAAAAGUCUCUUGUCGAAGUAACGCCCGUGAAAAAGCCUUCAACCACAAUCUGGACUGAAAAUUCUGAGUUAAUGGGCACCGUUGUGCGUCGUGAAGCCAAUUAUUCGCCGCCGCCUUACAUCAUGUCGCCUCCCGUUGAUGUUCCCUUGUCUGACUUUGCCAAAUACAUGAUUCAACACGACUGGAAAUGCAAGUGCAUCUACUGCUGCGUGCCUCAAGUGAAGGUCUUUGCAUUUAUUUUGGGAUGUUUUUACGCGCGGAUGCUCUAUUUGAAUGCAAAUUACACGAUGGCUUAUCAAUUUUACGAAAAAGCAGUCGAAUAUUGGAUGACACUGAAAAAUUGCGUGUUCGAAAACAACGAUGAGACUUUGGUGAAGAACUUUGUGGUUUAUUCUUUGUACACGCACUUGCACAUGUGUCAAUGUUUGAUGGCAAUGAAGAAAUAUGACACUUUGGAACACAUUUCUGGCUCGCUGAAAGACUUGCUGGACUUGAAUUUGUGUGAAAAUGUCGCGACAAUCGAAGAAUGCAAUUUGACACUCGCAAUUACGAAGGAUUUGAUCAAAAAAGAGACUUCUGGAACGGAAAACCAAAAGAAAUUCCGUUCAUUCGAGUCAUUUGUGGUAGAUGAAGAUGUCCAAAUUCACUUAACUCCCGUGAUUCCUGCUAAAGUUGCAACGAAAAUCGCCGCUCCAAGCACCAUCAAAUCAACAAAAUCCAUUCCGAUCUUUGUUGAUGGUCCAAAAAGUGCAAAAAUGUCUCCGGCACAGAAGAAACGCCUAUUUUUCUCCAAGAAAAAAGACACUUUGGAGUCACCGAGUGUCACCGAACUCAGUAUUGACUUGGAAAUGAUCAAAAGAUCCGCCCAAAAACGCGCAGCAUCAUCGAGAACAGCAACUCUGAAGAAGAGCGCAUCAGAAUCUGCCGCAAAAGCAUCCACAAAACCCUCGUCUGCCGUCAAACGAAGUACUCGAAUCAUCAACAAAGAGAACGAUAGUUCAGCAAAACGUCCUGCUCUGAUGAAAAAACAACUCAAAUUCUCACCGACCUUAAGUUCGCCCGUUGAAACUGUUAACGGCUCGUCGGAAAAAGUUAAGGAAACCCCAAAAUCGACUGCAACAGCGAGAAAAGCGGCAAUUAAACCAAAGACUAUCACAAAAAGUGUCAGCGAACGAGCAGCGAAAGUAACAAAACCCAUUCCAAAGGACGAUGAUGUGAUUGUAAUUGAUAGCGAUUCCGAUACGAGUGUCAUUAAUGCAUCAAUUCCGCCGCCCGUAUCGAUGGCACAACUUUCAGCUCAACGUGCGAAACGCUACCGAGCACGAACUGCCCCCAAAAAUCCCGUUAAAUGUGACAUUCUGGUGUUUACACAGUCAACCAGUACGAUAAUUGAAGAGUUUCCCGAUGCACCUGCACGAUUCGGUGACGAAAUCCCGGCAAGCGGGCUUCGAUGUCUCGCCAUUAAGGGAUAUCCAGAGAAUGGUUGCUCGAAAAUCACACCGCCGCCAAAUAAUAUCUCCGUGAGACACUUGCAAUGGUGCGUCGUCGUUGCCAGAUACAAUUGUUCCUUCGAGGCAAAGGUGCGAAAUGCACAAGCAGCGGGCUAUGAUGCCGUAAUCGUGCAUAAUGUUGGCAGUAAUGAGUUGGAGCCAAUGUCAGCCAACAACGACGUUGGCAUCGUGAUUCCUGCCGUUUUCGUGGGAGAACACACAGGACGCAUGAUUAACGAAAACUACCAAUGGAACGAAGACUUUGCUCUUCUGAUCAAUAACGAGUCGCCAUUCAACAUCAACACGCAUCUCUUGUUGCCCUUCACAGUCGUCGUUGGCUUGUGCUUCAUCACGAUGAUCGUGUUCACCGUUGUUCGCUGCUGCCGCGAACGUCGACGUCAAGCGCGACAUCGCCUUCCCAAAAGUCUCCUCAAGAAAAUUCCCACAAUCAAAUUUUUGCGAGGCGUGCAUCAAUUUGACACGUGCGCGAUUUGUCUCGAGGACUACGUGGAUGGCGAGAAAUUGAGAGUGCUACUUUGCUCGCAUGCUUAUCACUGCAAAUGUAUCGACCCGUGGUUGACGAAAAACAGACGAGUUUGUCCCAUGUGCAAACGUAAAGUCUAUGUGCGGAACGAGAGACGACCGAGACGCACUUCAAGUGAUACCAGUUCGUCAGAUGCUGACGAUACAACUCCUCUCUUGACGUCAAAUGACUCGCAAAAUGACCACGGAACGUUUCAGCAGGAAGAUACGCCGGGACAGAGCUCCGUUACGGUCUCGCAAUGGCCAUCGAAUAGCGGAACGAUGUCGGAUGAUGACGAAUUGCUCGAUGCCUCAGUUUCGGAUGACCAAGCAAUUAUUUCAACAGAACCGAUUUCCGUAUGGCAAAAAUUCAAAAGACUCUUUCGUAGACAACCCGCAAACGAAGAUGUAACAAUAGAAGAUGGCACAUCAACAUCCGCACCCGAACACGUUCCCUCCUCAUCGAUCAAUUUCGGUGCUCACUCCUCAAAUAAUCUUUUGAAUGCCAAUUUGAGUGGGUCCUUUCAACGGAGUGCCGUCGACGAGACAACAGACGACGAAAAUAUUCUCAUUUCGAGUAGACAAAAUAGAUCGGCACCGAAUCUAACUAGCGGGCGUCGUGCGCAACCCACUGCCGGCACAUCCGCUGGCAGUUCCGCAGGUCGCAUCGGUGUCCCAGCAAUACCAAAUAGUAAUCAGUUUAAUCCAUCGCCACCGAUUUCACGCGGACGAUCAAACAUGAUCUUGUAAAUACAAACACACACACAUUGAAAUAUACUGAAAUUCUCCCAAAAUUAGGUAUUACCUCAUAGUUUUCGCAUAAAUUUUUCCUUUUUUAAUUGAAAUUUGUGUUGAUAGGUGAUUUUUUUAGUCCUUUUAUAACAUAAUCACAACAAAUAUAAAUAAAUGAAUUAUUACUUUAAUGAAAAUCGGGUAUGUUUAAACACACGAACGCAUUAAAAAUUAGAAACAACCGAAAAAAAUCUAAAUAAUCAUAAAAAUAAUUAAUGACAAAGCUAAGCUCAGCAAAAAAAUGUUUGAAAAAAUAAAUAGUAUAGUUCUAGUCACACGCAUUAGACAAAAAAAAAAUAAUUAGGAUAACUGUAAAAAAUGCACGUUAAUAUUUUUUUAAAAAUAAUUCCGUCAAAUAAAUAAUAUUAAUAAUUAAUUUUUGCUUUGUUAAAAAAAAAACAUUUUUUAGGGAGC
Messenger RNA from Culicoides brevitarsis, 6299 nucleotides. RefSeq lists its product as uncharacterized. The transcript is spliced from 10 exons. The coding region runs from base 132 to 5843 and encodes 1903 amino acids. The record is from RefSeq and is a predicted model, not a curated record. NCBI's taxonomy places the organism in Eukaryota, Metazoa, Arthropoda, Insecta, Diptera, Ceratopogonidae.